AUGGAGAACUGGCCGAUCCUGGGCCGCCUUCGGAAGGCCGUGAACAAGGUCCGCUUCCUCCUCAACUUUAGGCUCCACAGAUGGAUCUCCUCGGGCGCUCUAGGGGGCUCUAUCAGCCACCGCCGCCUGAGCUUCGGCGACAGACCGGGGCUGUGGCUAUGUGCGGAUGAGGUCGAGUCGGGUGAUGCCCGCUCGGGCAGCUACAGUUCUCCUUCGAGGAGGUUGUCCCUUCAGAGGACGAUAAGCAGCCCGACCUACAGCGACCAAUACUGUUAUGAUGUCGAUAAGAAGGCUGAUAUGUUCAUAGCCAACUUCUAUCGCCAGCUUCAGCUGGAGAGACAGAUCUCUCUCGAGCUUCGGUACUGCAGAGGGAACAGCUUGGGGUCCAUGAAAUCUCCCUAA
Punica granatum (pomegranate) is the source of this 402-nucleotide messenger RNA. The record is from RefSeq and is a predicted model, not a curated record. NCBI's taxonomy places the organism in Eukaryota, Viridiplantae, Streptophyta, Magnoliopsida, Myrtales, Lythraceae.